AUGGUGGAUAAAAGCUGUGCCUUCCUAAGUGCUAUAGAGCUAUCACCAAUCAUUCUCUUUUAUCUGAGCAUUGUGGCAAUUGAAUCUGUGACAGGGAUUGUUGGAAAUGGAUUUAUUUUGGUCAUCAACUUAGCCAGCUGGGUCAGGAACAGAGUAGUGUCUUCCUGUGAUAUGAUUCUGAUCUUCCUGAGCUUCUCCAGGCUCUGUCUACAGUCCUGCAUGCUGAUGGAUUUUGUCUGCAACUUGUUUUAUCCAUCUUUUUAUAAUCAGGAAGAUGUAUAUGAAAACUUCAAGGCUAUCUUCGUGUUCCUGAACAACUCCAGCCUUUGGUUUGCCACCUGGCUUGGUGUGUUUUACUGUGCCAAGAUUGCCAACUUCAACCACUCCUCCUUUCUCUGGCUUAAACAAAACAUUUCCAGCCUGGUGCCAUGGCUAUUAGCAGGAUCAUUGCUGUUCUCCUUUGGAAGCAGCCUUUCUUUCUACUGGGAUAUCUACAAGGUGUACUGCAACUACUCCACUGCCUUCCCCUUGGAAAACACCACAGAGCUGAAAGUGAUAAAGAACACUAAUUUGUUUUAUGUGAUUUUUCUCUGCAAUGCCAGUCUAUCCCUGCCUACAAUAGUGUUUGUUUCCUCCAUUGUACUGCUGAUUUCCUCCUUGUGGAGACAUACCAAACGAAUGCAAAAUAAUGGAACUGGUCUCAGAGAUCCCAGCACAGAAGCUCACAGAGGCGCCAUCAAAUCUGUCUUUUCUUUCUUAAUCCUAUACUUUUUCAAUUUAAUUGCUUUAAUUCUCACCUUGUCCAACAUCUUCUCAGCUUAUGGCACCUGGGAUAUCCUAUGCAUGCUUGUGAUGAGUGCCUACCCCAUGGUGCACUCUGUAAUCUUGAUUCUGGGCAAUCCCAAAUUAAGAAGGGUAUCACUUAAUUUUCUUCACUAUGCCAGUUGUCAUUUUAGAGGAGGACCUAAGUGA
Alligator mississippiensis (American alligator) is the source of this 972-nucleotide messenger RNA. Its product is annotated as taste receptor type 2 member 40-like. The coding region runs from base 1 to 972 and encodes 323 amino acids. Gene Ontology annotation, biological process: sensory perception of taste; G protein-coupled receptor signaling pathway; detection of chemical stimulus involved in sensory perception of bitter taste. Gene Ontology annotation, cellular component: membrane. Lineage: Eukaryota; Metazoa; Chordata; Crocodylia; Alligatoridae. The transcript has a single exon. Gene Ontology annotation, molecular function: bitter taste receptor activity; G protein-coupled receptor activity. The record is from RefSeq and is a predicted model, not a curated record.